Molecule: messenger RNA, 429 nt
Organism: Trichoderma virens Gv29-8
Lineage: Eukaryota; Fungi; Ascomycota; Sordariomycetes; Hypocreales; Hypocreaceae
Exons: 3
Coding region: 1-429 (142 amino acids)
Molecular function (GO): oxidoreductase activity
Source: RefSeq, a predicted model, not a curated record
AUGGCCACCUCAGACUCGCUUCCCCCCAAAUCGCAGCAGCUGCUAUGUCUCACCAUUACGGGCUUUCGCAAACAAGGACUUAGCGAAGCUGCCUAUAGGGAGUAUAUGACUAAGAUCCAUGCCCCCUUGGUGAGCGGCCUCAUGGAGGAAUAUGGGAUCGUUCGAUACAAUAUGACCCACAACGACAGUACAACUCGACCGUUGCUCUUCCAGCUCUAUGACCCUGAGUUCUCGAAACUGUCUGAUUACGAUUGCGUUGUGCAAUUUGUAUUUCGACGUAUGGAGGAUUUCCUGCGGAUGAAAGCUGAUCCCCGCUUCUUGGAGAGAGUCGCUCCCGAUCACAAAAAUUUUGCCGACACUUCAAGGUCUACGAUGACCAUUGGAUACUUUGAAGAGUUUUUGAACGAUGGACAGGUUCUAGCUAAAUAA